Molecule: messenger RNA, 1913 nt
Organism: Cutaneotrichosporon oleaginosum
Lineage: Eukaryota; Fungi; Basidiomycota; Tremellomycetes; Trichosporonales; Trichosporonaceae
Source: RefSeq, a predicted model, not a curated record
UAGAACUUGUCAUGUAUCCUCGAGCAUUCAAGCUCUCUUAAUCUCUCACCCCACCCUCUCCUCUCCCCUCCCGCUCCCCUCCUCGUCAGACGAGAACGGACUCUCCCUCCUCACCAGACAUGUGUGGAAUUCUUGGUCUUCUCCUUCACGACCCCCUCGCGACUCAGACCGUCCAGGCGGGCACGGAAAUCGCUGACGGUCUCUCGCUCCUUCAGCAUCGUGGCCAGGAUGCGGCGGGUAUCGUGACCUGUGGCUCGGGAGGUCGCUUCUACCAGGUCAAGGCGAACGGCAUGGUCCGCGACGUCUUUGACGCCCAGGGCAUCGCCGGCCUCAAGGGCUGGAUGGGUGUCGGCCACGUGCGCUACCCGACUGCGGGUUCAUCCGCACACGCCGAGGCCCAGCCCUUCUAUGUCAACUCGCCGUACGGUAUCACCUUCGCGCAUAACGGCAACUUGAUCAACACGGUUGAGCUGCGCCAGUUCCUGGACGCCGACGCUCACCGUCACGUCAACACGGACUCGGACUCGGAGAUGAUGCUUAACAUCCUCGCCAACAACCUCCAGAAGACCGGCAAGUUCCGUAUCAACGAGGAGGAUAUCUUCACUGCCAUCCGCGACCUCAUGAAGCAGUGCAAGGGCGCGUACGCUUGCGUCGGUAUGCUCGCCGGUUUCGGCUUGAUCGCCUUCCGCGACCCCAACGGUAUCCGCCCCGCUGGUUUCGCGACCCGCAAGGGUGCCAGAGUCGGCACCGACUACGUUGUCGCGUCCGAGAGCGUCGCCGCCCAGGCUCUCUCCUUUGAGAACUGGGAGGACAUCAAGCCCGGAGAGGCCAUCAUCAUAACCCGUGACAAGGGUCUGACUCGCCGUGUUGUUGCAGACCCCGUUCCCUUCGCUCCGGACAUUUUCGAGCACGUUUACUUUGCCCGCCCCGACUCGACGAUCGACGGCAUCUCGGUCUACCGCGCACGUAUGGCCAUGGGCGAGUAUCUGGCCGAGGAGACCAAGCGUGUUCUUGAGAAGCACAAUGUCAAGGUCGACGUUGUCAUCCCCGUCCCCGACACAUCGCGUGUCUCGGCUCUGCAGCUGUCGCAGCGUCUCGGCAUCCCUUACCGUGAGGGCUUUGUCAAGAACCGCUACGUCGGCCGCACCUUUAUUAUGCCCGGCCAGACUCAACGCCGCAAGAACGUCCGUCGCAAGCUCAAUGCUAUGCCCAUGGAGUUUGCGGACAAGACCGUUCUGCUUGUCGACGACUCGAUUGUGCGUGGCACAACUUCGAAGGAGAUUGUGCAGAUGGCCAAGGACGUUGGCGCGAAGAAGGUCAUCUUUGCCUCGGCUGCGCCGCCCAUCCGCUUCUCGAACGUGUACGGUAUCGACAUGCCGUCGCCCCAAGAGCUCGUUGCGUUCGGCCGCACGACCGAGGAGGUCGCGCAGACGAUCGGCGCUGACCUUGUUAUUUACCAGAACUUGGAGGACCUGGUCGAGGCGUGCCGCCAGUUCAACCCUGAGAUCAAGCAGUUUGACUGCUCCGUGUUCACCGGCGAGUAUGUCACCGGCGGCGUCGACGAGCGCUACCUUGAGCACAUCGAGAAACUGCGUAGCGACAAGGCCAAGGCGAAGAAGGCGGGCCUCCAGGUCGAAAUGGCGGAGCUCGAGUUCGAGGGCGGCUGCUCUGGUCCGAUGAACGGCGCCGAUUCGCUUAUCGGCCUCCCCAACCACUCGCCCAAGCUCGGCCCCCACUCGAUGCCCUCCCCGCAGGACAUUGUUGGCCUGCACAACUCGUGGCACAGCGGUGCAUAAACACCUGACACCGCACUGGCAACGAGCAUUAUCCUCACGCUUGUGCAUAGAAGUCAUCCUAUACUCUUUUGUUGUUAUCAUAAAUACCCUCGAUGCAUCCAGUUUGGGACAUUGGAC